Molecule: messenger RNA, 560 nt
Organism: Pocillopora verrucosa
Lineage: Eukaryota; Metazoa; Cnidaria; Anthozoa; Scleractinia; Pocilloporidae
Source: RefSeq, a predicted model, not a curated record
AUAAAAGUUUGGCGACAGGAUUUACAACAUAGACACUGAAACUCCUUACCUUUUCAGGCGGAUUGGGUAUUGUCUUAGCUGAGAUGAGACUAUUUAUCGUUUCACAUUUCCUGAUCUAUCUUUCUGUGAUCCAAUACUCAGACUGUGGAAGUGUCACAUGGUAUGAACCUCUACCGGUUAAGACAGUAUCGAGUGCAGGCGAUGACCCAACUCCAGCAAAGGUAAAGCUUUUUGAAGGAUAUCCUGCAUCUCUAAGCUGGAACUUCAGUUUGACGUCAGUGACUCUUUUUGCGGUGAAUGUAAAGUUUAACGCUGAAAGUCUCGCAUUAAGUGGACCGGGAGGAUCAGGUGCAAAGGUGGCGCCUGCCUUUGAGGAUAAGUUCAAUUUCACUUGGAUUUCCCAACGACUCACUUUGGUUAUCUUCAGUGUGACUGCUGCAUAUGAUGAAAGUAACGGGGAAUUUAGCUGUGAGUUGCUUACUGUGGAAGGAGCGUGGAUUCGUAAGAUUCAAGUGAAAAUUGUUGGUAAGCGUUAAUUACUCUAACUGGAAAUUUAUCAU